GCAGCAUGUGGGGAGCGAAGUCAGUUCUAGUUGAGGAUUCACUCAAAUUAGAGCGCGAGGUCUUAGCUCUUGCUUGGCAAACCCCCUCUCUUUUCGUAGAAGAAGUUACGAAGACUGUCUUCAGUUAACAUCAUCUUUUAUUGAAGAUUUGGUAAAGUAAAGCAACAUGCCCGGUCUGUGUCCACGGUGCAAGAAGUCCGUGUACUUCGCGGAGGAGAAGAUCGUGCUCGGCCGCCCAUACCACAAGAUGUGCAUCAAGUGCGCAAACUGCAACAAGUUGCUGGAUAGCAGCACCUUUACAGAACAUGAGGAAGAAAUGUUUUGCAAAAACUGCUAUGGCAGAUUAUUUGGGCCUAAGGGUUAUGGCUAUGGCAUUGGAGCUGGGGUGCUCUCUAUGGAUGAUGGGACCAAAUACCAGAAUGGACCCCCCACAAGCAACAUCCCUGCUAUCAUGGAAGCUUACGUUGCCCCCCUGAAAGAACCAGCACCCACCGUGAAGCCUUUGAGGCCCAAGUGGGGAGGUGCAGACUACUGUGUCAGAUGCUCUAAGCAAGUAUUCAUGGCUGAGCGCCUGAUGGCCGCAGGAGGAGCCUGGCACAAGGCUUGCUUCAAUUGCCGAGAAUGCCACAAACGUCUUGAUUCACAUUCUAUCCGUGAGCGAGAACAGGACAUCUACUGUAACCCCUGCUAUGGGAAGAACUUUGGCCCAAAGGGAUACUGGGGUUGGUCAUCUGCCAAGGUGUCCUAAAUGAUCCAAGAAAAUUCUACCAAAAGUUAGCAGCAUAUGCUUCAGAUCUCUAAUAUCUCCAGAAGCUUACAUUAACUAUAGAUACAUUAGGUGUUGUCACUGUAAUGUUUUGUCCUUCAUGCAUAUAAAAAAUGUGAGCAUUCUUCUUUUCUUUUUUUCAUGUGGAAAUCAUAAUCAUUGUAGAAGACAAAAUAAUUUUUGGGCAUCCUAUGUAUUUCAGCAUCAGGAGGAAACAUUUCCAUCUGCCAUCAAGUAAUGCUUUUUUUUCCAUAUGAUUUGGUUUAUUCCAAUGGAAAUUUUAAUAUUAUAACAAGCACCUGUAUUUUAUACUUGAUAUAUUUUAUUAUUUGAAAGAACAGUUAACCUGCUUCAGAGAGAAAGGACAGAUAGAUUCAUAACGAUGUGGCAUUUGAUCAAUGAAGAAUCUCUCUCUCUCUCUCUUUUUUAUGGUUACAAAUGCAUAUGUAUUUGUUUAAUGUAUAAAAGGUAAUU
Molecule: messenger RNA, 1240 nt
Organism: Penaeus indicus
Lineage: Eukaryota; Metazoa; Arthropoda; Malacostraca; Decapoda; Penaeidae
Product: cysteine and glycine-rich protein 1-like
Exons: 6
Coding region: 167-748 (193 amino acids)
Biological process (GO): muscle tissue development; sarcomere organization
Cellular component (GO): cytoplasm; Z disc; nucleus
Molecular function (GO): structural constituent of muscle; actinin binding
Source: RefSeq, a predicted model, not a curated record